Messenger RNA from Liolophura sinensis, 522 nucleotides. RefSeq names its product sperm acrosomal protein FSA-ACR.1-like. The transcript has a single exon. The coding region runs from base 1 to 522 and encodes 173 amino acids. The record is from RefSeq and is a predicted model, not a curated record. Lineage: Eukaryota; Metazoa; Mollusca; Polyplacophora; Chitonida; Chitonidae.
AUGAGCCUAGGGUACAACAUCGCGUCUGGUCAGAAUGCCACAAUGAAAAUUGCGUCUGGUCAGGAUGCCACAUUGACAAUCGCGUCUGGUCAGAAUGCCACAAUGAAAAUUGCGUCUGGUCAGGAUGCCACAUUGACAAUCGCGUCUGGUCAGAAUGCCACAAUGAAAAUCGCGUCUGGUCAGAAUGCCACAAUGAAAAUCGCGUCUGGUCAGAAUGCCACAAUGAAACUCGCGUCUGGUCAGAAUGCCAUAAUGAAAAUCGCGUCUGGUCAGAAUGCCAAAAUGAAAAUCGUGUCUGGUCAGAAUGCCACAAUGAAAAUCGCGUCUGGUCAGAAUGCCAAAAUGAAAAUCGCGUCUGGUCAGAAUGCCAUAAUGAAAAUCGCGUCUGGUCAGAAUGCCAAAAUGAAAAUCGCGUCUGGUCAGAAUGCCACAAUGAAAAUCGCGUCUGGUCAGAAUGCCACAAUGAAAACUGAUUUAUUGAGCUACCAAGCGUUUUACAAGGAAAUAAAUGUGUCCGUCUAG